AUGAAGCUUUUGACCAAGGAGGAAGAAGAUGCCCACUACCGGGCGGUUUUGCAAGGAGGCACGGUCGGCUGCGUGCUGGGUAUCGUCGGCGGCGUGGCGGGGGUGAUGGCGGCGUCGCGGCGAUAUCAUACGAUCCGGUCGCUGACGCUGCCGAUGAAGACCUUCCUGGUGACCUCUUCAGGGACGUUUGUGGGAAUCGUGGCGGCGGACCACUCGUCGCGGCAAUUCGAGGCACAGCGCAACACACAGCUACAAUGGUACCAGAGUCGAGAAGCACAAUUGCACCAGGAGGAGAUGGCGGGGAUGGGGACAAUGGAGCGGCUGACCAAGUGGGCGCACCGGGAGAAGUACAAGAUCGUCAGUGCGACCUGGGUGGCCAGCAUGAUCGGCUCGUUCGUACUGGUGGGCCGCAACCCGUACCUAUCCGGACAGCAGAAGAUCGUCCAGGCGCGUGUCUACGCGCAGGGACUGACGCUCGCGGUGCUGGUUGCUUCGGCGGCGUUUGAGAUCCACGACCAGCGCAAGGGCCGGGGUAUCCUUGAGGCCGCCAAGAAGAAGGUCCAGGAGGUCGACAACCACGCCGAUAAUAAUGAGCAGAACGAUCUGUGGAAGGAUAUGGUUGCUGCAGAGGAGCAGCGCCUCAAGUCCAAGCACAAGUCGUUGUACGAGCCCAACAACCACCACAACCACAACUCCCACGCCGACAAGCAACAGCCCCAGCCGCCGCAGCAGGAGGCCGAGACUCAGUCUGAGCCGGCCAAGAGCGAACCGGUUGCCAAGGAGGAGUAAAAAAGAAAAAGAAAAAACACUUGAUGGAGCGGAAGACAAUUUUUUCCUUUGCUUGGUAACUCAUGAUCAUGAGCGGUACAGGAGGCGGCUGGAUGGGGCAGGUUUCUCGUUCC
Messenger RNA from Penicilliopsis zonata CBS 506.65, 902 nucleotides. RefSeq lists its product as hypothetical. Gene Ontology annotation, cellular component: mitochondrial inner membrane. NCBI's taxonomy places the organism in Eukaryota, Fungi, Ascomycota, Eurotiomycetes, Eurotiales, Aspergillaceae. Gene Ontology annotation, biological process: mitochondrial respiratory chain complex IV assembly. The record is from RefSeq and is a predicted model, not a curated record. The transcript has 3 exons. The coding region runs from base 1 to 789 and encodes 262 amino acids.